CGUACGCAUGCGACAACGGGUCGUGCCAAAUGCAAUUUCUGCUGGACCUGAUGUAGAAAAGUAUCAUUUAUUAGCUAAAUUCUACAUCAAAUUGAUUCUAAAUUUCGACUGAAACUUACAGAAACAAACAUGGGAAAGGAAAAGUCUGCUGAUGUCGAGAUGGUCGACGCCACAGUGAAAGUAAAUGGAGAAACUGGACCGGUCGAAGAAGCCCCAUCGAAGAAAGAAACCGAUAUGAUCACACUCGACGAUUUCAAGGAGCAUGUUAAACACAUAGAAAAAGCUGUGUCGUCCAAGGAAAAGAACUACAUGUCAAGGGUCGUCAGGGCAUUGACCUCGUCAAGACGUAAAUUGAAUCAUGGAGUACUGCGUAAACUCAUCAUGGGUUACUUCUCUAGCGCAAGUGCAGCCAGAGAGAAGCUCAUCACAUAUUUAGACGAGCCAAUGGAUACAACGGAUAACAACAUAAUCUUUCGUCCUCGGAGUAGCAAGACCUCCAACGGUCAACUUCUGCCGGAGCUUGAUGUUUAUGUUCACCUUCUGGUCGUUGUCCACCUUCUUGACACAAAGAGAUAUGAUGAGGCUGUAAAGUGUUCAGACCUUCUGAUGUCAAAGAUUGAUGCCCAGAACAGACGCUCUCUAGACCAACUCUCUGCCAAGGCUUACUUCUACCACUCCAGGGCGUAUGAGCUCACCGGUCAACUGGAUAAAGUCAGAAGUUUCCUGCAUGCCAAACUGCGCACCUCUACCCUCAGACACAACAAUGAAGCCCAAGCUACCCUCCAGAACCUGCUCCUGCGCAACUACCUCCAUUACAAUCUCUACGAUCAGGCAGACAAACUGGUUUCCAAGUCUACCUUCCCUGAAGAGGCAUCAAAUCAUGAAUGGGCGAGGUUUCUCUACUACCUCGGUCGUAUUAAGGCAAUCCAGUUGGAAUACUCAGAGGCACAUAAGAAUCUCUUACAAGCUUUACGAAAAGCACCACAAUACACAGCUUUAGGCUUCAAACAGACAGUUCAGAAGCUGGCUAUAACUGUACAGCUGUUACUUGGAGAGAUUCCAGACAGAGCCGUCUUCAGACAGAAGUUUUACCAGAAGGCACUCGCACCGUACUUGCUUCUUACACAGGGUGUGAGAACAGGAAAUCUGCAUCUGUUCAACCAGACUCUUAAGGACUUUGCUCCUAAGUUCCAAUCUGAUGGUACCUACACCCUGAUUGUAAGACUUCAUCACAAUGUGAUCAAGACAGGAGUGCGUAUGAUAAGCCUCUCUUACUCAAGAAUCUCCUUAUCGGAUGUUGCCAGGAAGCUACAGCUUGAGAGCCCUGAAGAUGCAGAGUUUAUUGUUGCUAAGGCAAUCCGAGAUGGAGUAAUCGAAGCAAGUAUAGAGCAUGAGAAAGGAUAUGUUCGCUCCAAGGAGACUGUAGAUAUUUACUCAACAAGAGAACCAAUGGCCGCCUUCCAUCAGAGAAUCAGCUUCUGUCUUGAUAUCCACAAUCAAGCUGUCAAGGCAAUGAGGUUUCCUCCUAAGUCAUACAACAAAGACCUGGAAUCAGCUGAGGAACGUCGAGAGAGGGAGCAGCAAGAUUUGGAGCUGGCCAAGGAAAUGGCCGAUGAUGAAGAAGACAGUUUCUAAGAAGGUUGUGAAGCACUCUAAUUCCCUGCCUCCACUUACUUGGAACUACAAGGAUGACAUAUACCUCUCUGUCCCCCCCCCCCCCCCCCCCCAACCCAACCCCAACUCCAAACCGAAGAGUACUGCUUCAUACUUUAUGCAAAGAUAAAGAAAACUAGAACCAUCUGUGACAAAUGAUUAAGGUUUCCCACAUUAACACCUGGGCCCAAUUUCAUAAAGCUGUUUUUGCUAGCCGAGCACCAGCCACGAUAAUGCAAACUUAAUGUUAUUUGGGCUGGUAACCUGAUCCUGCUAAGCAACAUUAUUCUGUGUUUAGCAAGUUUUGUGCUAACAGGCUUUAUGAAAUAGAGCCCUGCUCAAUGAAUUAGAAUUUGGGCAAAACUUCAAAAUUUCAUAAAGCUGUUAGCAAAAACUACUACAUGUACUUAGAAAAUUUCUUUGCUAAGCAAAAAAA
Molecule: messenger RNA, 2089 nt
Organism: Asterias rubens (European starfish)
Lineage: Eukaryota; Metazoa; Echinodermata; Asteroidea; Forcipulatida; Asteriidae
Product: 26S proteasome non-ATPase regulatory subunit 3-like
Exons: 11
Coding region: 130-1635 (501 amino acids)
Biological process (GO): regulation of protein catabolic process; ubiquitin-dependent protein catabolic process
Cellular component (GO): proteasome complex; proteasome regulatory particle, lid subcomplex
Molecular function (GO): enzyme regulator activity; protein binding
Source: RefSeq, a predicted model, not a curated record